UCGUAGUGGCUGGUCCAAAAUAAACACCAUUUGGGACCCUGGUUCGAUUGUGACGCAGUUGAAAUUAGCUUCUCCCCACAGCCCCCCACGCACGCUUCCGUCCUGACGCAACGGCGCGCCUGCCUUCCGCACUGCGGGCUCGCCAGAGGCUCGGCCCUAGUCAGUUUCCCGGCGCAUGCGCAGGCCCCUUCCCGGACGUCUCCGCGCCCUGCGUGCGUCAAGAUGGCAGCCUCCGUGUCGAGCACGCUGCUGAGGCGGCUUCUUAGUCUUUCUACCUUCAGAGGUGCCUACGGAGUUCAGGUUCCUAUACAGACUCUUUGUAGCAAAGCCCCCUCUGAGAAAGAGUCUUUGCCUCCAGUUCCUGUUUCUCCUUAUGAAGACGAACCCUGGAAAUACUUGGACUCAGAAGAAUACCAGAACCGCUAUGGUUCUCGUCCUGUCUGGGCUGACUACCGUCGCAACUACAAAGGUGGUAUACCCCCACAGCGGACCCGAAAGACGUGUGUUAGAGGGAAUAAAGUUGCUGGGAAUCCCUGCCCCAUCUGCCGAGAUCACAAGUUGCACGUCGACUUUAGGAACGUGAAGCUCUUGGAGCAGUUUGUCUGCGCCCACACUGGCAUCAUCUUCCACGCCCCGUACACAGGGGUUUGUAUGAAGCAACAUAAGAAGCUGACCCAGGCCAUCCAGAAAGCCAGGGAUCACGGUCUCCUCAGUUACCACAUUGCCCAGGUUGAACCCCGGGACCUCGACUUCAGCACCUCUCAUGGAGCUGUGAGUGCCACUCCGCCAGCCCCCACGCUGGUUUCAGGUGACCCCUGGUACCCCUGGUACAACUGGAUACAGCCACCGGAGAGAGAACUGUCCCGCCUUCGCCGGCUCUAUCAGGGCCAUCUCCGAGAAGAGAGCGGCCCCCCACCUGAGUCAAUGCCCAAGGUGCCCCCCACACCACCAGCCGAAGCCGCCUCCCCUGAGCAGAUGGGCCAGAGUGCUGUGUAAGAGUGUAGCCAGGAAGCCGGCCCAAGGGUUAAGGGGUGGAGCCUAGGACUCUGUGGCCAGUGGCCGACUGGGGAAGAAAAUGAGACUAGAAGAGGUCAGUAGAGGCAGUGAGACCCCAGCCCCUAAGGACUGUAAACAGAUGGGCUAAAUAUUGUCGCUGUUUCAGGCUCUGCCAGCUCAGCUUCUCCACAAUAAACUCUGCCUCCUGUCUCCCA
This is a messenger RNA of Tupaia belangeri chinensis (Chinese tree shrew), 1211 nucleotides long. RefSeq names its product mitochondrial ribosomal protein S18B (gene MRPS18B). The coding region runs from base 223 to 996 and encodes 257 amino acids. The transcript is spliced from 7 exons. Gene Ontology annotation, biological process: mitochondrial translation. The record is from RefSeq and is a predicted model, not a curated record. NCBI's taxonomy places the organism in Eukaryota, Metazoa, Chordata, Mammalia, Scandentia, Tupaiidae. Gene Ontology annotation, cellular component: ribosome; mitochondrion. Gene Ontology annotation, molecular function: structural constituent of ribosome.